AUGACCGGAGGGCACAAGCCCAUCCGGCUCCCGCCGCUCAAGACGCUGCGCGUCCACGCCCCCAAGCGCCAGCCAGAGAACCCUUGCAUCGCCAUCAUGACCAGCGUCUUGGCGUGCUGGGCGUCCGCGGGCUACAAUGCCUCCGGAUGCGGCGCUCUCGAGAACCAGCUGCGGCGCUGCAUGGACGGUCCGCCGCCGCCGCCUGCCCCCGCCAACACGAUCAACUAUCACCUCUCACGAAUGCAAAAGUACGUCACGAGCCCGCGGAAGCAAAAGUAA
Purpureocillium takamizusanense is the source of this 279-nucleotide messenger RNA. RefSeq names its product 40S ribosomal protein mrp10 (gene MRP10). The record is from RefSeq and is a predicted model, not a curated record. NCBI's taxonomy places the organism in Eukaryota, Fungi, Ascomycota, Sordariomycetes, Hypocreales, Ophiocordycipitaceae. Gene Ontology annotation, biological process: mitochondrial translation. Gene Ontology annotation, cellular component: mitochondrial small ribosomal subunit. The transcript has 2 exons. Bases 1 to 279 code for a protein of 92 amino acids. Gene Ontology annotation, molecular function: structural constituent of ribosome.